Molecule: messenger RNA, 777 nt
Organism: Anisakis simplex (herring worm)
Lineage: Eukaryota; Metazoa; Nematoda; Chromadorea; Rhabditida; Anisakidae
Source: the annotation of a GenBank genome assembly
GUCAAUGAUUUCAUCAGUGAUAUGAAGACGAGAUGCAAUUCAAUCCAUCUGGAUAAUCUUUUGACUGAUCUUGGUGAGCGUGAGGCGAGAUCAUUUACUUUGGAAUAUGCGACUCAAGUGAAGACUGAUUAUAUGUUGAUGAUUGACGCUGAUGUGCACUUAGUAAAUGCGGAUACGCUGCGAAUUCUCGUCGAAACUGCUUAUAAUCUCAAAAUUGGUAUACUGUCACCGUUGGUUGUUCAACAGGAUAAAUUCUUCUCGAAUUUCUGGGGAGCCAUCUCCGAGAAUGGUUAUUAUGCACGAUCGCACGACUAUAUUGAAAUUGUGAAACAGCAAAGAACGGGCAUCUGGAAUGUGCCGUUUAUAAAUUCUGUUUAUCUGAUCGCAAACUGGAAGUUUGAUCACCUCAAGGAGGCAUACUCGGCUAAUCCGAAACUGGAUCCUGAUAUGGCUUUCUGUGAUUUUGCACGAUCAUCGGGACAUUUUAUGUAUGUGGAUAAUCGUCAAUACUUUGGCUUUCUGGUUAUCAGUGAUGAUUUCGAUCCAACAAAAUUACAUCCUGAAAUGUAUCAGAUCUUUGAUAAUCGCUACUUGUGGGAAUCGCGCUACAUUCCCAAGGAAUACUUCAAUGUGUUAGCACCGGAGGCUCCAGUCAAUCAGCCGUGUCAGGAUGUUUAUGACUUCCCACUGAUGUCCGAAAUGUUUUGUAAGGAACUAAUUGAAGAAAUGGAGAAUUUUGGUGAAUGGUCUUCUGGUAAAAAUCAGGUAAUGAGAUAG